AUGAGCAGAAGACACUUGAAGUCUCUGCUCUUGAACUCAAUCUCCCCCUUCUCUUCUUCCUCCCCAAAUCCAACAACAACUUCCCAAUCCUUCCUUUCUUCUCUCAAAUCCAAAACCCAAAACCUCAAUGUCCUCUCCAGAUUCCUCUCCGCCUCCUCUCCGCCUCCCACUCUCGACUUCUCCUCCCCGGAGACCCCCGAAGACUUUGCCUUUCUCCGCGACUCCCUCUCGGAUUCCGCGCCGAAACUUCCGCCAGAUAAGUGCUCUAACGACGCCGUUUUGAUUUCCAAUGCCAUUAGGAAUAGUACUGAUGCAUUUGGGGAUGAAACCCAGAAGUUCCUUAGGAGGUUUAGGGAUGAUUUGAAUGAGAGUUUGGUGGUGGAGGUUUUGAGUCUUGUGAAGAGUGCUGAGUUGGGUGUCAAGUUUUUCUUAUGGGCUGGUAGACAAAUUGGGUAUAGUCACACUGGGUCUGUAUAUAAUGCCUUGAUUGAGUUACUGGAGCGUGGUAGUAGUAAUGAGAGAGUGCCGGAACAUUUUCUGCAAGAAAUUAGGGGUGAUGAUAGAGAGGUGCUUGGGAAGUUGCUUAAUGUGUUGAUUCGCAAGUGUUGCCGCAAUGGGCUGUGGAAUGUGGUUUUGGAAGAGCUAGGGAGGCUUAAGGAUUACGGGUACAGGCCGAGUCAGGCCACUUACAAUGCUUUGGUUCAGGUGUUUUUGAGAGCUGAUAGGCUGGACACGGCGCACUUGAUUCAUGGGGAGAUGGUGGAGUUGGGGUUUAAGAUGGAUGAGUUUACGUUGGGUUGUUUCGGUCAUGCGCUUUGUAAAGCUGGGAGGUGGAGGGAGGGGCUUGCGUUGAUUGACAAGGAAGAGUUUGUGCCCAAUACUGUUCUUUAUACCAAGAUGAUAUCAGGGUUGUGUGAAGCUUCACUCUUUGAGCAAGCUAUGGAUUUCUUGGGCAGAAUGCGCUGUAAUUCUUGCAUUCCUAAUGUCCUAACGUAUAGGAUUUUGCUGUGUGGAUGUUUGAGGAAGAAACAGCUUGGCAGGUGCAAGAGAAUUCUUAGUAUGAUGAUCAUGGAAGGUUGUUAUCCUAGCCCUAGUAUAUUUAAUUCUCUUGUUCAUGCUUAUUGCAGAUCAGAAGAUUACUCUUAUGCUUAUAAGUUGCUUAAAAAAAUGGUAAAAUGUCAUUGCCAGCCAGGCUAUGUGGUUUACAAUAUCUUGAUUGGUGGUAUCUGUGGAAACGAAGAAUUACCUACCUUAGAUAUGUUAGACAUGGCUGAAAAAGCUUAUGGUGAGAUGCUUAACGCAGGGGUUGUUCUAAAUAAGGUAAAUGUAAGCAAUUUUGCCCGAUGUCUUUGUGGCCAUGGAAAAUUUGACAAAGCUUACAAGGUCAUCAAUGAAAUGAUGAGCAAGGGUUUUGUUCCCGACACUAGUACAUACUCUAAAGUUAUUGGCUUAUUGUGCAAUGCCUCCAAGGUAGAACAAGCAUUUUUGUUGUUUGAAGAAAUGAAACAAAACGGUGUUGUUCCUGAUGUCUACACAUAUACUAUCCUAGUCGAUAGUUUUUCUAAGGCUGGCCUUAUUGAACAGGCUCAGAGCUGGUUUAAUGAAAUGGUAGGGAAUGGUUGUGCACCAAACGUGGUAACUUAUACGGCUCUCAUACAUGCUUACCUUAAAGCAAGGAAGGUGCGUGAUGCAAAUCAACUCUUUGAGAUGAUGUUGACUCAAGGUUGCAUUCCUAAUGCUGUUACUUAUAGUGCCUUGAUUGAUGGCCACUGUAAAGCUGGAGAGACUGAAAAGGCUUGCCUGAUUUAUGCAAGAAUGAGAGGUGAUGUAAAUGUCCCUGAUGUUGAUAUGUAUUUCAAAAUUGCUGAUCAGAGUUUGAAAGAGCCUAAUGUUCAUACUUAUGGAGCUUUGGUGGAUGGUUUAUGUAAAGCCAACAAGGUCAAAGAGGCCGGUGAGUUAUUGGAUGCUAUGUUCGUAGAAGGUUGUGAACCUAACCACAUUGUUUAUGACGCUCUUAUAGAUGGAUUUUGCAAGUCUGGGAAGCUCGAUGAAGCACAAAAGGUGUUUGCCAAAAUGUCAGAGCACGGGUAUAGUCCAAAUGUGUACACGUACAGCUCCUUGAUUGACAGGUUGUUCAAGGAUAAAAGACUGGAUCUUGUUUUAAAAGUCUUGUCUAAAAUGUUAGAAGAAUCUUGUUCACCAAAUGUUGUUAUCUAUACAGAGAUGGUCGAUGGCCUUUGUAAGGUUGGAAAGACUGAUGAAGCUUAUAAGCUUAUGUUAAUGAUGGAAGAAAAAGGAUGUAAUCCUAACGUUGUGACUUACACUGCAAUGAUAGAUGGCCUUGGGAAAGCAGGCAGAAUAGACAAAUGUCUUGAGCUCUUUAAAACAAUGAGCUCCAAUGGUUGUGCUCCCAAUUUUAUCACCUACAAGGUUCUGAUUAACCAUUGCUGUGCACAUGGUCUUUUGGAUGAAGCUCAUAAACUUUUGGAUGAAAUGAAACAAACAUAUUGGCCAAAGCAUCUGGCAGGCUACCGUAAAGUUAUUGAAGGUUACAACCGAGAGUUCAUAGCCUCACUUGGGCUUUUAAGUGAGAUAAGUGAGUGUGAUUCGUUGCCAAUCGCUCACAUAUACAGAGUUUUGGUUGAUAAUUUUGUUAAGGCUGGAAGACUGAACGUGGCUCUGGAGCUGCAUGAAGAGAUUUCUUCUUCUACCCCUUUUACAUCUGCUAACAAGGAUAUGUAUACUUUACUGAUUGAGAACCUGUCACAUGCAAAUAAGGCUGAUAAGGCACUGCAGAUGUUUGCAGAAAUGAUAAGGCUGGGUGGUUAUCCAGAGCUUAGUACAUUUUUCCACCUUAUCAAAGGGCUUAUUAAAAUUAAUAGGUGGGAUGAAGCUCUUCAACUAUCGGAUAGCAUAUGUCAGAUGGAUAUCCAAUGGCUUCUGCAAGAAGAGACGUAUGACAGGAAGUAG
Fragaria vesca subsp. vesca is the source of this 2970-nucleotide messenger RNA. Its product is annotated as pentatricopeptide repeat-containing protein At1g06710, mitochondrial-like. The record is from RefSeq and is a predicted model, not a curated record. The coding region runs from base 1 to 2970 and encodes 989 amino acids. The transcript has 2 exons. Gene Ontology annotation, molecular function: protein binding. Lineage: Eukaryota; Viridiplantae; Streptophyta; Magnoliopsida; Rosales; Rosaceae.